CCUUGGCUCGACAUGGAUGGGGCAUUCUUCACCAUUGCAUGCAAGGAGGGAUCAAGUGAGCUAUGGCAUCUUGAUUUCGUCGAUGACGGGAGACUCUAUGCCCUCCUCUUCUGCGUGGGACCCCCUGGAGGCUGGGUCGGUGGUGACCUGGACCUUGCACAACUUUAUGCCAGGAUCCCGCUCGGGCAAGGCACACUGGUGGCGUUCCUUGCCCGUAAUCUUGUCCAUCGAGCUACUGCGGUGACUAGUGGU
Molecule: messenger RNA, 252 nt
Organism: Punctularia strigosozonata HHB-11173 SS5
Lineage: Eukaryota; Fungi; Basidiomycota; Agaricomycetes; Corticiales; Punctulariaceae
Exons: 1
Source: RefSeq, a predicted model, not a curated record